GUUGCGCAACCAGAUCUAUUACAGCUUUGUAGCGCCUGCAUGCGCAUCGACAUCAGCCGCAAGGAACUGGCGUUGGUGGGGUCGCCGAGAUGUUUGUUCCGCCUGUGUUGCACCGCAUACAGCAUCCAUAUUCGAAAGCGACUCGCGCGUCGUUGUUGACUGGACAAACGCGACAGAUUUGUGCCAUCAACCGGAUCUCGCCUACCUACAUGGAUUCCUCUAGUCGCCAGCUGCAGUAAUGCCGACGAAAAUGGCGUUUCCUGUGUUCAGUCAGACAAAGGCCGAGGGGUUCGCUGACAUCUUGUUGCCUUCGCCUUGGAACUUCAACGAUAAGACCGCAUAUGCCGACGACCAAGGGAUUUUGUGGGAACAGAAGGAGAACACCAUGUUUUGGCGCGGAUCAGCGUCUGACGGCUACGCAGCACGCGGGUCCUGGCAGACUUCAUUUCGCGCCCGGCUCGUCCAUGCGGCGCCUCAUCUCCCCCUGUCGACGGCAAACAAACCAAGGCAUGACCAUGAGCUUCCAAGGGUCGACAUUGGUUUUGUGGACGAGUUCCAAAAAUGCCACCAAGACGACUGCCGCUCCGAGGAGACAGCAUUCUGGGGGUCUGGCGCCGAAAAGCCACCCCUGGAACGAGUUCCGUUCGAGCAGCACUGGCAAUAUCGACACCUGAUGGACCUCGACGGCGCGGACUACAGUGGUCGCUUCGUGCCAUUCCUACGGAGUCGGAGUCUUGUCUACCGUACGGGGCUGUUCCGGACGUGGUUCGGGGAGCGGGUAUACGCGUGGCGACACUAUGUACCGGUGGACGUGCGCCUGCAUGAGCUCUGGGAUCUUUUGGGUUUCUUUGGCGGGGACAAGAAAGGAGCGGGGCUGGGGGAGAACAUCGCCAUGGAGGGCAGGGCGUGGGCGGCUUAG
Molecule: messenger RNA, 919 nt
Organism: Verticillium dahliae VdLs.17
Lineage: Eukaryota; Fungi; Ascomycota; Sordariomycetes; Glomerellales; Plectosphaerellaceae
Exons: 1
Coding region: 251-919 (222 amino acids)
Source: RefSeq, a predicted model, not a curated record